GGACGGUAGAGGACUCAUCAUCAUCACCACCACAGCCGCUGUCUGCAGACAUGAACAGCGCUGACCCUAAGGAAUACCUGACCAAGACCGAGAUCCCCCAGCUUUUCGAGGGCCUUCUGAAUGGAUUAAUGUGCUACAGACCUGAUGAUCCUGUGGAUUACUUGGAAAACUGUCUACAAAAAGUGAGGGAAUUGGGAGGAACAGAAAAAGUCAAGUGGGACACAUUUGUGGGACCAGACAAAAGAAAUUUACCCCCGCUCAAUGGCGGACAAGCGCGAAGAUCGUUUUUCAGAAGUGUGUUACCAGAAAGUUGUAAUUUUCCUUACCGCCGGUAUGACCGGCUACCACCUAUCCACCAGUUUUCCAUAGAAAGCGACACUGACCUCUCGGAGACGGCUGAACUGAUCGAAGAGUAUGAAGUGUUCGACCCGUCAAGACCCCACCCAAAAAUCAUACUGGUGAUUGGUGGACCCGGUAGCGGUAAAGGGACCCAGAGCCUGAAAAUAGCCGAACGCUACGGAUUUGAAUACAUAUCAGUGGGCGAACUGCUGAGAAAAAAGAUUCACAACACGAGUAGCAACAGAAAAUGGAGCCUAAUCGCUAAGAUAAUAACGACAGGAGAACUGGCUCCGCAGGAAACCACAAUCACUGAAAUUAAACAAAAACUAAUGCAAAUUCCAGACUCGGAGGGGAUCGUUAUAGACGGAUUUCCCCGAGACGUGGCUCAAGCGCUGUCCUUUGAGGAUCAGAUCUGUACACCGGAUCUGGUGGUUUUUCUUGCUUGUGCCAAUCACAAACUGAAAGAACGACUGCUGAAACGGGCAGAACAACAAGGGCGACCGGAUGAUAAUCUCAAAGCUAUUCAGAGGAGGUUAAUGAACUUCAAGCAGAACGCAGUCCCGCUGGUCAACUACUUCCAGGAGAAGGGUCUGAUCAUCACGUUUGACGCUGACCGGGAUGAGGAGGAGAUUUUCUUCGACAUCAGUGCGGCCGUUGACAAUAAGCUUUUUCCAGCUAUGGAACCUGUAGCCGGACCAAGCGAGCUCGACCUAAGCCUUAUUCUAGACAUCGGGGAAGGAGCCGAGUCCUCAUCAGAGUUUGAUGACCAGAAUGAGGAUAUUGCACAUAGUUUCGGAGAUGAUUAUCUAAGAGAAGAACUAAAGAAGACAAAAGUCAUACUGAUGUUAGGUGGACCCGCAUCUGGAAAAGGAACCCAGUGUGAGAAACUAACACAGAAGUACAACCUCACGUACCUGUCCAUAGCCGAUCUCCUACAGAACGACCUGGCAGCAGCUUCCGAGAGGAGUAAACUGAUGAAGGACCUCAUGCAGCACGGGAACCCAGUGCCAAUGGAUAUCAUUCUGGACAUUCUGAAAGACGCCAUCAGUUCCUCUCUUGGAAACACCAAAGGAUUCCUGCUUGACGGUUUCCCCUGUGAGAUCAGACAGGCAGAAGAGUUUGAAUGCAAGCUCUGCACUCCGAGCCUCGUCCUGUACCUGGACUGUACUGCUGAAAUCAUGACCACGCGGGUAGUCGGAAGAAAUAAGGUCAGUCAUCGGAAUGAAGUCACUGCCGAGAACGUCCAGAGGAGGCUACAGAUGUUCUACCAGACCUUGGAGCCUUUACUUAUGUAUUAUGAGACCAAGGCUGUUCUCUGUAAGAUCAAUGCGGAGAAGUCUCUGGACGAGGUCUUCCUUCAGCUCUGCGCAUCACUGGACUCGAUUUUCUGAGGCUCACGGAGGGGUGAGCUGGAGUCAGCGACCGAGCGAUGGGAGCAACGUGUAAAUCUUGUAUAUUUCCUCAUCUGUGGCGCCUCCUCCUUACACCAGUGCAUGCUAUCUAUACUGUAGUCAAAGAUGGGUGAUCCCUACAGUCUAUACACACGUCAACUGGAACGCUGCAGGCUUCUAUCCCAGGAGAAGGCACUCACAAGGUGGCGCUGUAGGCACGGAUCACACAGGGCAUUUGUCCCAUGGGAAACGAGGGUUAGUGCAUUGGGCAACGAGGUGGUGUAAGGAGCAGUAAUGCGCCCUGCUUUUCAAGUUGCACUAAAUUUAUCAGGCCCAGUGCACCAUUUUUUUCCCCUGUUCCUAAAUUCAUGUAUCCUUCAACACUAUAGAUAAAACUCCCCACAUUGUGCAAUGCCACUUUUCCGUAGGGAGCGAUCCUGCAGACGUUUUUUUAGUCUUCCAGUCAAAAAAAGAUGGCAACUUUUCAAAUAUGGCUCACAAUUCCUAAACCUGAAAGAGGAUUAUAGCAACAACAAAAAAACCGUGUGGGUUAUUGUUUGGAUUCUGUAGCGGGUGAAUUGCUGAAAAUGUCCCUGUGUGAAACCGGCCUAAGUGGUUCCUUAAUGGGAGGUAAAUUAGUAGAAACAAAACCAUAAAGCUCGGAGGGAUGAAGUGUGGGUGAAUGCACUUGUACUACUUAACGCAGCCAUUGGCAGAACCCGCAGGUGUCCCACUGACGUCCUCAAUUAGGACACGUCUCCACUACUCUGGGGAACACUUGAAAGGACGCAUUUGCUGGUAAAGUGCCUGCAGUGGGCGACCGUAAACCAUUCUGUGUAUCAAACUCACAGCUUUUAUGGGUCGUACCCUAAAAGGAUAUUCCGACUACAACUUCUAUACAUGAUAUGACUGCAACACCCAGCAGGCCCUGAGAGCCACGGGGCUCUUGAGAGUUGUAGUUUUGCAAAAAUCAGAGAGCCAUUACUUUUAAAUAUAUAGCUGUUAGCAGGAAGGUCUCCACUGCUAUCAGCGGCCAUUUUCUGGCUUCUGAUACUCACAUGCGCUCGCUCUCUCCCCUUCAUGGCUAUCAAUAUGGCUUCAGAUACUACAAUAAUAGAAAAAAAACGUGCGGUAAGUAAACGGCAGAACAUGUAAAGUUCACCGCCUGUCGGCAGUAAGGCCGCUGGGGCCAGAAAACCCGUCCAGAUGAAAUGGAAGACAUUGGCUCUGAGCUUCUGCUGUAAUAAGCCCUGCACCGGCGUCAAGACAGGUUUUCAGCCUCCAGCUAUGAAUAACAUAGGGCUUCAUUUAUUAUUAGAUAUACGUCAUUUUUUUGGCGUAUAUUUGUUGCAGAUUUGGUCGCAAAGGGGAUAGUUUCUGUUCUCCGUGCCUAGACUAAAGUCUAUUCCAGCCCCAAUCGUCACUUUUCUGGCGUACGGUAAAUUACAGUGAAUUUUCCCGGGGAAUUGAGGGUGGCAUAAAAAUGUGAGAAGAGCCCAAUUUUACGAGCACAUGCUUAUAAACAUUCGCAUGCCAGGCCGUGUGAUUUUUUUUUUUUAUGCCAAAAACUGGCACAGGGGUCAUAAUAAAUGACACCCCCCCUCCCCGGUAUUUGUUUUAGGUUUCGCAUAAAUGCUCCAACCAAAAUCAAUCGCCUGUAGCAAAAAAUAAAAAACAAAGUGCCGGCGGCGGCCUGCCAGGGAAUGACAACGGAUUCUGCGUUUGCUCGGCUGCUCUCUUUUCUUUAUAAAGUAUUUGUACUUUGCUACCUGCUGGGAUUGUCUUCGCGUUCACUGUGUAGUGAUCUUGGUGACAUCAUCAAUUCUUGCAGUGAAGUUCUUGUCGACUUCUUGCUGAAUUUCACAGCGUAAAAAAACAAAAACAAAAAAACUGCAUGAUCAAAACCAAUAGACCGUGUAAAACAGGGGACGACGGCGAAUUGUACAAAACCCAAUCAAAACCAUCAAGGUGUAUGAUGUGAUGACAUGAUGGCGACAAGAUAUACAUGAAAUAAAAUCGAAGAAUUGGUAUCAAUUUAUUGCAUCUGGGUGAAUUUUAUUUGUUUCCACAUGGCGACCGUAAAGAUUUUAUUUUUAUUUUUUUUAUUUCCUCCAUUGUAUUGGGGUGAGAUACCAAGACACUAAAAACGACAACUUUAUGUACAAACAUAUAGUACCCACACAGUUUAUUUUUUACAGUCCUCCUGACAAUUGAGUUAAGAACAUACGGUUUUACACAGAAAAGGAAAAAAAAUAAAAAAUAAAAAAAAGUUACAAAAUGUCUACUCUUUCCCUGCCGGAGAGUUUAGUCACAGAUCCUUACUCCAUUACUGGGGGGGGGAUAAUCUAUAGGACGUUGUACGUAAAGGAUCUCCUGACCGUAUGCAGCUCCUCCUUAUAGAUCUAUGUAACCACGAGCUUAAAUAUUAAUAAAAAUACAAUCUUUUAUGGAUUUUGUGCGACUACAAAAAGAGAAAAAAAUUACAAUACAGAGAGGAUUUUACAAUAGGCAGUAAAUUUUUUUUUUUAUAUAUAUAUUUUAUUUAUUUUUUCGACCUUGGGUGGGCUGCAUUGAAGAUCCGUAAAGUCUCGAGGCAGAAGGCUGUGUAGUUAACGUCUUGAUCUAAGGAAGGACCUAAGAAAGGCUGAAGUGUUAGACUUUACACAGUAACUAUGAGUGGCACUUUUUUCACCAUAUUUUGUACACGUCACAUGAUCAUCUGAACAUUACAUUUAAAAAAUAGAUCUCAGUGAAAAUCUUUUUUUUUUUUUUUUUUCUUCUCCUUUUUUGACUUUCACGUGCACACGCACACAGGACGAGCUGGUUAAAGAAGCAGCCACAGACCCCGAUCUGUAGUGCUUGAUUGUAGUUAAUCAUCCGUCACGUAAAAGCAGCUCAUAGUCAAGCAGAGACUGGAGUAAAUCCGUACAGAAAGGGGGGGGGGGGUGUAAAUAAAGUUCUGUCGUCUUUUUAACAGUAGCGUCUU
Messenger RNA from Bufo gargarizans (Asiatic toad), 4716 nucleotides. It is a transcript of the gene AK5, whose product is annotated as adenylate kinase 5. NCBI's taxonomy places the organism in Eukaryota, Metazoa, Chordata, Amphibia, Anura, Bufonidae. Gene Ontology annotation, molecular function: nucleoside diphosphate kinase activity; ATP binding. Bases 51 to 1730 code for a protein of 559 amino acids. The record is from RefSeq and is a predicted model, not a curated record. Gene Ontology annotation, biological process: nucleoside triphosphate biosynthetic process. Gene Ontology annotation, cellular component: cytosol; cytoplasm. The transcript has 14 exons.